This is a messenger RNA of Ceratotherium simum simum (southern white rhinoceros), 6430 nucleotides long. RefSeq names its product nucleoporin 214 (gene NUP214). NCBI's taxonomy places the organism in Eukaryota, Metazoa, Chordata, Mammalia, Perissodactyla, Rhinocerotidae. Gene Ontology annotation, cellular component: nuclear pore. Gene Ontology annotation, biological process: protein import into nucleus; RNA export from nucleus. Gene Ontology annotation, molecular function: structural constituent of nuclear pore; protein binding. The record is from RefSeq and is a predicted model, not a curated record.
GGAAAUGUGGGGUUCGCUGCGCGCCGCUAACGCCGAGGAAAGGAAGUUGGCCUCGGGGCGGUCUGGGCUGUGUGGGCAAGGCCGCGGGCGGUAGCGGCGGCUGCUUCGACCAGCUGAGGGCGGCACGAUGGGAGACGAGAUGGAUGCCAUGAUCCCCGAGCGGGAGAUGAAGGAUUUUCAGUUUAGAGCACUGAAGAAGGUGAGAAUCUUUGAUUCCCCUGAGGAGUUGCCCAAAGAACGCUCAAGUCUGCUUGCUGUGUCCAACAAAUACGGUCUGGUCUUUGCUGGUGGAGCCAGUGGGUUGCAGAUUUUUCCUACUAAAAAUCUCCUUAUUCAAAAUAAACCUGGAGACGAUCCCAAUAAGAUAGUUGAUAAAGUUCAAAGCUUGCUGGUUCCUAUGAAAUUCCCGAUACAUCACCUGGCGCUGAGCUGUGAUAACCUCACACUGUCCGUGUGUAUGAUGUCCAGUGAAUAUGGUUCUAUUAUCGCUUUUUUUGAUGUUCGCACAUUCUCGAAUGAGGCUAAGCAGCAGAAACGCCCAUUUGCCUACCAUAAGCUUUUGAAAGAUGCAGGAGGCAUGGUGAUUGAUAUGAAGUGGAACCCCACUGUUCCCUCGAUGGUGGCACUUUGUCUGGCCGAUGGCAGCAUCGCUGUCCUACAAGUCACAGAAACGGUGAAAGUGUGUGCGACUCUUCCUUCCACAGUAGCAGUAACGUCUGUGUGCUGGAGCCCCAAAGGAAAGCAGCUGGCGGUGGGAAAGCAGAACGGAACUGUGGUCCAGUACCUUCCUACUUUGCAGGAAAAAAAAGUCAUCCCUUGUCCUCCAUUUUAUGAGUCAGAUCAUCCUGUCAGAGUUCUGGAUGUGCUGUGGAUCGGUACAUAUGUCUUCACGAUAGUGUAUGCUGCUGCAGAUGGGACCUUGGAAACUUCCCCAGAUGUGGUGAUGGCUUUACUUCCAAAAAAAGAAGAAAAGCACCCAGAGGUAUUUGUGAACUUUAUGGAGCCCUGCUACGGCAGCUGCACGGAGAGACAGCAUCAUUACUACCUCAGUUACAUUGAAGAAUGGGAUUUAGUGCUGGCAGUAUCUGCAGCUUCAACAGAAGUUAGUAUCCUUGCUCGACAAAGUGACCAGAUUAAUUGGGAAUCUUGGCUCCUGGAGGAUUCUAGUCGAGCUGAACUUCCUGUGACAGACAAGAAUGAUGAUUCCUUGCCCAUGGGAGUUGCCGUAGACUACACUAACCAAGUGGAAAUCACCAUCAAUGAUGAGAAGACUCUUCCUCCUGCUCCCGUUCUUAUGUUACUUUCAACAGAUGGUGUGCUUUGUCCAUUUUAUAUGAUCAAUCAAAAUCCCGGGGUUAAGUCCCUCAUCAAGACACCAGAACGGCUCUCAUUAGAAGGAGAGCGACAACCCAAAUCAUCAGGAAGUACUCCCACUACCCCAACCUCCUCUCAGGCCCCGCAGAAAUCCGAUGCUUCAGCGGCUGCAGCUCCUGUCUCUGUCUCCCCUUCAUCGCUGGCUGCUCCCACCUCCACCUUCUCUUUGCCUUCUGCUGUCGGAGCCCCUGCCGUGUUCUCCUUUGCUUCUUCAUCCUUGAAAUCAUCUGGUUCUGUCACUGGGGAGCCCCCUCCGUAUUCCAGUGGCUCUGACAAUUCUAAAGCAGCCCUGGGCUCUGGUGCAUCCACCUUCUCUUUUGCUUCUCCUGCUCAAGCCUCCCUAGCUCCCACCCCUGCAGCCUCUCCCUUGGCACCAUCAGCUGCUUCGUUCUCCUUUGGAUCAUCGAGUUUUAAGCCUACCCUGGAAAGCACACCAAUGCCAACUGUGUCUGCUCCAAACAUAGGAAUGAACCCCUCCUUCCCAGUGCCAGCCUCUGCAGUCAAGGUCAACCUUAGCGAAAAGUUUACUGCCGUGGCUACCUCUGCUCCUGUUAAUAGCUCACAGAGCGCACCCUCGAUGGCGCCAUUCUCCUCUGCCUCCAAACCAGCUUCUUCUGGACCUCUCAGCCACCCUGCACCUCUCUCAGCAUCACCCAGUUCCAUGGCAUCAAAGUCUUCAGUCUCUGCCUUGGCAUCAGGGCGAUCUGCUCAGGGCAGUCCAAGUGCAGUGCCCUCAAUGGUACAGAAAUCACCUAGGAUUACCCCUCCAGUGGCCAAGUCAAGCUCCCCCCAGACAAAAUCACUUCAGCCACCUGUCACAGAAAAGCAGGGACAUCAGUGGAAAGAGUCUGAUCCUGUGAUAACUGGAAUUGGGGAGGAGAUCGCUCACUUUCAGAAGGAGUUGGAAGAGUUGAAAGCCCGAACUUCCAAAGCCUGUUUCCAAGUUGGCACUUCUGAGGAGAUGAAGAUGCUGCGAACAGAAUCAGAUGACUUGCACACCUUUCUUUUAGAGAUUAAAGAGACCACAGAGUCUCUUCAUGGGGAUAUAAGUACCCUGAAAACAACUUUACUUGAGGGCUUUGCUGGUGUUGAAGAAGCCAGAGAACAAAAUGAGAGAAAUCGUGACUCUGGAUAUCUACAUUUGCUCUAUAAGAGACCACUGGACCCCAAGAGUGAAGCUCAGCUCCAGGAAAUUCGGCGCCUUCAUCAAUAUGUGAAAUUUGCUGUCCAAGAUGUGAAUGAUGUUCUAGACUUGGAGUGGGAUCGGCAUCUGGAACAAAAGAGGAAACAAAAGCGCCUGCUUAUGCCAGAGCGAGAGACGCUGUUUAACACCCUGGCCAACAACCGGGAAAUCAUCAACCAACAGAGGAAGAGGUUGAAUCACCUGGUGGACAGUCUCCAGCAGCUCCGUCUGUAUAACCAAACCUCCCAGUGGAGCCUCCCCUCAGAUGUGUCCUCCCAGAGCAGCACUCACAGUUUUGACAGUGACCUUGAAAGCCUGCGCAAUGCUUUGCUGAAAACCACCAUAGAAUCUCACACCAAACCCUUGACCAAAGUACCAGCUAAACUGUCCCCUGUGAAACAGGCACAACUGAGAAACUUCUUGGCCAAGAGGAAGACCCCACCGGUGAGAUCCACUGCUCCAGCGAGCCUGUCUCGAUCAGCCUUCCUGUCCCAGAGAUAUUAUGAAGACUUGGAUGAAGUCAGCUCCACGUCAUCCAUUUCCCAGUCUUUGGAGAGUGAAGACGCACGAGCAUCCUGUAAAGAUGAUGAGGCUGUGGUCCAGGUCCCUCGGCAUGCCCCGGUGGUUCGCACUCCUUCCAUCCAGCCCAGUCUCUUGACCCAGGCAGCUCCUUUUGCUAAACCUCACCUGAUUCAUGGUUCGCCUGGUAUGAUGGGAGCUUCAAUGUCCACGUCUGCUAGCAAAAUUAUUCCUCAGGGGGCUGACAGUACAAUGCUUGCAACAAAAACUGUGAAGCAUGGUGCACCUGGUCCUUCCCACACCAUCCCAGCACCCCAGGCAGCCGCCGUUGCAGCUCUGAGACGGCAGAUGGCCAAUCAGGUGCCAGGUAUAAGUACUUUGACUGAAUCAACUUUGAAGAAUGUCCCUCAAGUAGUAAAUGUGCAGGGAUUGAAGAAUAAUCCUACAACCAUCUCUGCAGCGAUGAGUUCUUCAAUGCCAUACUCUACAGCCAAAACACCUCACCCAGUGUUGAACCCAGUGGCUGCUAACCAAGCUACGCAGGCAUCGCUAAUAAAUUCCGUAAAGCCGUCUGGGGCCACACCAGCGUCCAGCCAGUUGUCAUCUGCUGAUAAAGCUUCAGGGCCAGGGGGAGCAAAGAUUGAAACAGCUGUGACUUCUACACCAUCAUCUGCCGUUGGGCAGUUCAGCAAGCCUUUCUCAUUUUCUCCAUCAGGGACUGGCUUUAAUUUUGGGAUAAUCACACCAACACCGUCUUCUAACUUCACUGCCACACAAGGGGCAGCACCCCCCACUAAAGAGUCAACCCAGCUUGACGCAUUCUCCUUUGGUGGGGGCGGCAAACCUUUUUACGAGACCAUUCCUGAAAGCUCCCCUCCCUCGGGAAUGACAACCUCGCACACCACCGGAGCUGCCAUGGCUUCUGCAGGAGGGUCUACUCCAUCGAGCAGCAGACCUGCGGCACCUUCUGGAAGUGCUCUUUCCACCCCCUCUAGCAAGCUGGAAACUCCGCCAUCCCAGUUGGGGGAGCUUCUGUUUUCGAGUUCUUUGGCUGGAGAGACUCUAGGAAGUUUUUCAGGACUGCGGGUUGGCCAAGCAGAUGAUUCUGCAAAGCCGGCCAAUAAGGCUUCAUCCACAGGCCUAACUAGCGCACAGCCAACCAAGGCGUCAACCGUCCCCUCGGGGUUUAGUUUCACUGGCCCUCCAGUGUUAGGCAAGCACGUGGAGCCCCCUGUGACCUCUUCUGUGACCGCCACCACAGUAGCACCAGCAGCCGCAGCCAGCACAAGCACUAGCAGUUCCUCGACUGGCGUCUUUGGCAGUCUGCCACUCCCCAGUGCGGCAUCCUCUGGGGUACUCAAUUUUGGUGGGUUAUCUCUAAGUGGUAGCAAGACUAGUUUUUCUUUUGGAAGCCAGCAGACGAGUAAUACGGUGCCCCCAUCUGCCACACCAUCAGCUACCGCUGCCACUCCCCUUCCUACGUCAUUCCCCACAUUGUCAUUUGGUAGCCUCCUGAAUUUAGCGUCUGCUCCCACCCUGCCUGUGUCCUCUGGUAAAAGCACGGAGGAGGCCCCAUCAUCAGCUUUGCCCGAGAAGCCAGGCAACGUUGAGGUCUCGGCAUCAACAGCCUCGCUUCUAGGGCAGCAGCAGUCAGCCCUGCUUCCUCAGGCUCCUCUGCCAACUUCUGACCCUGUUAAAAAAGAACCUGCUCUUGCCCAGCCCACAGUCAGCAACGCCAGUGCUGCAGCAUCUAGUACCAGUCUCAUAGCGCCUUCUACAGAGGCCACUCCAGCAGCCCCCGGGGUCCCUGACGUCAAGGCGGAACCGGCAUCUCCUGCUGCCCCCCUUUCGGUGCCCAGGCAGACUGCCGUCACAGCAACUACAAUCCCAAGUGCAGCCCCUGUGGCCGUAGAAACAUCAAGCCCCCCCACAACCUCUAGUGCUGUUUCCAGUGUUGCUCCCAGCCCAGCUCCAGAGACAGCAGUGCUUGGGACUGUCACUUCUGGCUCUUCUGUCUUCACUCAGCCACCUGCCGCCAGUUCUAGCUCAGCUUUCAGCCAACUCACCAGCAAUACAGCCACUGCCCCCUCUGCUGCCCCCAUGUUUGGGCAGGUGGCAGCCAGCACUGCACCAAGCCUGUUUGGGCAGCAGACAGGCAGCAUCACCAGCACGGCAGCUGCCACGCCACAGGUCAGCAGCUCAGGGUUUGGCAGUCCAGCUUUUGGCACCUCAGCCACAAUGGUCUUUGGACAGACGACCUUUGGGCAGGCGCCGGCAUUUGGGCAGUCGACCAGCAGCCCUGCGAGUGGCUUUCCCUUCAGUCAGCCUGGGUUCAGCUCCGUGCCCGCCUUUGGUCAGUCUGUGUCCUCCACCCCCACGUCUACUAGUGGGAAUGUCUUUGGUGCCUCUUCAAGCACCAGUAGCUCCAGCUCCUUCUCAUUUGGACAGUCUUCUGCCAACGCAGGAGGGGGGCUCUUUGGCCAAAGCAACCCGCCUGCUUUUGGUCAGAGUCCUGGCUUCGGGCAAGGAGGCUCUGUGUUUGGAGGCACCUCGGCCGCCACCACGACAGCAGCAUCCUCUGGGUUUAGCUUUUCUCAAGCUUCAGGUUUUGGGUCUAGUAAUACUGGUUCUUUGUUUGGUCAAGCAGCCAGUACUGGUGGAACAGUCUUUGGCCAGCCAUCAUCCUCUUCCAGUGGUAGCGUGUUUGGGUCUGGAAACACUGGAAGAGGAGGAGGUUUCUUCAGUGGCCUUGGAGGGAAACCCAGCCAGGAUGCAGCCAACAAAAACCCAUUCAGCUCGGCCAGCGGGGGCUUUGGAUCUACAGCCACCUCAAAUACCUCUAACCUAUUCGGAAACAGUGGGGCCAAGACCUUUGGUGGAUUUGCCAGCUCAUCAUUUGGAGAGCAGAAACCUACCGGCACUUUUAGCUCUGGAGGAGGAAGUGUUGCAUCCCAAGGCUUCGGGUUUUCCGCUCCAAAUAAAACAGGUGGCUUCGGUGCUGCUCCAGUGUUUGGCAGCCCUCCUACUUUUGGGGGAUCCCCUGGGUUUGGAGGGGUGCCAGCAUUCGGUUCAGCCCCAGCCUUUACAAGCCCUCUGGGCUCGACGGGAGGCAAAGUGUUCGGAGAGGGUACUGCAGCUGCCAGCGCAGGAGGAUUCGGGUUUGGGAGCAGCAGCAACACCACAUCGUUUGGCACCCUUGCAAGUCAGAACGCUCCGACUUUCGGAUCGCUGUCCCAACAGACUUCUGGGUUUGGAAGCCAGAGCGGGGGAUUCUCUGGCUUUGGCUCGGGCGGAGGAGGUAGGCAGCCAGACGUUCUUCCCUCACAGUGUUCCCUCCUGCCUUUUCCUCAGUAA